This is a messenger RNA of Miscanthus lutarioriparius, 621 nucleotides long. Lineage: Eukaryota; Viridiplantae; Streptophyta; Magnoliopsida; Poales; Poaceae. The record is from the annotation of a GenBank genome assembly.
AUGGAUCACUUCAACCCUGCUCUGCCACCAACACAGGCUUUGGUUCCAUUCCAAGAGGGAAACAAGCAUGCCUUCGUUGUAGAGGAGGUUUAUGGCGAGCAAGUGGAGGAGCAUGACGCUAGUAAUGGCCAUGAUGGUAGCUUUAAUCAGGGGAAGCACAUCGCGAGGGGUCACUGGCGUCCUUCUGAGGAUGAAAAACUAAAAGAUUUGGUUGCACAGUAUGGCCCCAAGAAUUGGCGCCACAUCGCUGAGAAGCUUGAAGGCAGAUCAGGAAAGAGUUGCAGGCUACGGUGGCUCAACCAGCUAGAUCCACAACUUAACCGAGAUGCAUUCUCCGAGGAGGAAGAGGAGCGACUGCUAGCGGCGCGCCAUGCAUAUGGAACCAAGUGGUCCCUUAUUGCUCGCCUCUUCCCUGGCCGCACUGAUAAUGCUGUCAAAAACCACUGGCAUGUCAUGAUGGCGCGUGGCUCCGACAUGGCCCCUCAUGCUAGGACACCCACUACAACCAACUUCAAAGCAAGCAUGCGCUCCACCUUUUCCACCCCAUCGCUAGCCACCGACAAGGGUGGUGACAAGUUCACCCCACCAUUCUUCAAUUUCCUCGGUGUUGAUGAUGCAUGA